Molecule: messenger RNA, 405 nt
Organism: Ustilaginoidea virens
Lineage: Eukaryota; Fungi; Ascomycota; Sordariomycetes; Hypocreales; Clavicipitaceae
Exons: 4
Coding region: 1-405 (134 amino acids)
Biological process (GO): fatty acid biosynthetic process
Cellular component (GO): mitochondrion
Molecular function (GO): acyl carrier activity; acyl binding
Source: RefSeq, a predicted model, not a curated record
AUGUUCCGCACGGCGCUCCUCCGCUCCGCCCGCGCUGCCUCGCGGCCUACCCUCCUCCGCCCGUCGGCUGCGCGCCUCGCCAUCGCCCUCGCCCCCCCGUCCAAGAUGCACCCGCUCCUCCCCCCUGCGAGAAUGUACAGCGCCGCCGCCGCCCUCAGCAAGGACGAGGUGCAAGGCCGCAUCAUGAGCCUGCUCCAGGGCUUCGACAAGGUCAACGACACCGCCAACAUCAAGCCGGCUGCGCAUUUCGCCAACGACCUCGGCCUGGAUUCCCUCGACACGGUCGAGGUCGUCAUGGCGAUUGAGGAGGAGUUUAGCAUCGAGAUCCCCGACAAGGACGCCGACGCUAUCCACUCUGUGGACAAGGCGGUCGAGUAUAUCCUUUCCCAGCCGGAUGCUCAUUGA